Molecule: messenger RNA, 1047 nt
Organism: Lachancea thermotolerans CBS 6340
Lineage: Eukaryota; Fungi; Ascomycota; Saccharomycetes; Saccharomycetales; Saccharomycetaceae
Product: homocysteine S-methyltransferase family protein
Exons: 1
Coding region: 1-1047 (348 amino acids)
Biological process (GO): S-methylmethionine cycle
Molecular function (GO): S-adenosylmethionine-homocysteine S-methyltransferase activity
Source: RefSeq, a predicted model, not a curated record
AUGAGGAAACCACUCAAAGAGUUUUUCAAGAAUAACAUUUUGCUUCUGGACGGCGGCCAAGGCACUGAGUUAGAGAAAAAGGGUGUUAGUAUUUCGCAUCCGUUAUGGUCAACGCUUCCGUUUAUAAUCAAAAAUAAAACACAUCUGGAAGCUAUAAAAGAAAUGUAUCGCGACUUUGCUGAAGCAGGUUCUAAUGCGUUGAUGACAAUUACCUAUCAGGCGUCUUUCAGCUCUAUGAAAAAGUACAGCGAGGGACUAGUAAACAGCGAGGAGGACUACGCAGCUUUUCUGGACUAUGUCAUUGGUUUUACUGACCGCGAAUGCAUAACUCCGGAUAAAUAUUUAGUGGGAAGUGUUGGGCCAUAUGCAGGGCUUUUAUCAAACGGAGCUGAAUACUCUGGCUACUAUGGCGAGGGUAAGAUAGAUUUCAUUGAUUAUUAUAGUCCACAGGUGAAGCACUUUGCCUUGUCGCCACGUAUUGAUUUGAUUGGAAUCGAGACGAUCCCUAAUAUUGAUGAGUUCAAGGCUUUGCUGAGCCCUGAGUUUUCACGGCUGUCUUUUUCCAAGCCAUAUUAUAUUAGUGUUACUACAGAUAACAAUGGGUGCCUGAGGGACGGAACAUCCUUAAACGAGAUAUGUCGCGCUAUCAAACAGUCUGCAUCACUUCUUCCCGAUAAUUUUGUGUUCUUUGCUAUCAACUGCGUGGAAUUCCUUCACUGUGUAGAAAUUCUGCAAUCCUUGAAUGACUGUCUUGAAAUGCAAGGUGUAGAUCGGCGCUUCCGCUUUAGGGGAGCUUACCCAAAUUCUGGGGAAAUUUACCACGGCGGCACCCACUCCUGGAGUAGCAACCCUUACGCGGGUCCCGAAGACACUUGGGAAAACUUGACUCUCGGGCUGUUGAGCCAGGAAUGCCUUAUGCUCGGCGGCUGUUGCAGAACUGGCUCUGAAGAAAUUCGUCAAAUGGCUUUGACUACAAAAAAAAACUCAACAGUUGCUGCGAUGAAAGCGUUUCCAAGUAAAGCCAGCAACAACUACCAAUCAUUUUAG